Dufourea novaeangliae is the source of this 511-nucleotide messenger RNA. RefSeq lists its product as uncharacterized. The transcript has 4 exons. The coding region runs from base 1 to 441 and encodes 146 amino acids. NCBI's taxonomy places the organism in Eukaryota, Metazoa, Arthropoda, Insecta, Hymenoptera, Halictidae. The record is from RefSeq and is a predicted model, not a curated record.
AUGAACAAGGGCAGUAUCCCUGGACAACAACAGGUAAACCCCCUGAGAAACGCAAGGGAACGUAAAGAUAUAAACACAGUAACAACUACACAAAUUAUUCUGUGUCUAUUAUUCGUGUUCGGUACCUUUUUCGUCCUUAUAAUGUACUGCAAAGCUUGUACCAGGGCGUCUCAAGCAAGAUACUCGGAUCAAAGUAGGCGCCAAAGUGGUCACAAUGACGAAGACAGGGACACCAGUUCAUUGCAAUGUUACACAAUUUUUGAGUCAAGGGCUAGACCACCGUCUUAUAGUGAAGCGUGUAGUGCUCCGCCUCUUUACGGAUCACCUUUGAACAAAGCCUCUAUGCUCGAAGGACCACCAGUUUAUCCAGACACCCCUAAGCUAACCGAUAAGGUGUCGCAACAAUGUAACCGAGACGUUUCUCUAGCUCAUCAUAUUUAACGCAUCCUAGAAACCCCGAUAACUUGUACAAAUAUUCAUAACUGAUAAAAUACAUUUAAAUUUACGGAGA